Molecule: messenger RNA, 3633 nt
Organism: Carassius auratus (goldfish)
Lineage: Eukaryota; Metazoa; Chordata; Actinopteri; Cypriniformes; Cyprinidae
Product: retinoblastoma-like 2 (p130)
Exons: 19
Coding region: 588-3290 (900 amino acids)
Biological process (GO): cell differentiation; negative regulation of G1/S transition of mitotic cell cycle; regulation of transcription by RNA polymerase II
Cellular component (GO): transcription regulator complex; chromatin; nucleus
Molecular function (GO): RNA polymerase II transcription regulatory region sequence-specific DNA binding
Source: RefSeq, a predicted model, not a curated record
UAUUGAUGCCAUAUAAUAACAAUGUUCAUGUGGCUCAGUGAUAGAGCAUUGCAUUGACAACACAAGGUUGUGGGUUUGAUUCCCAGGGAACGCGUGUUAGGUAAAAAAUGUUAGCCUGAAUACAGUGUUAGUCGCUUUGGAUAAAAGCAUCUGCUAAAUGCAUCAUUUUAAUUGAAUAUAAUUCUGCACAUCAUGCAAUUAGCAAUGCAUGAAGCUCAAACCUAAAUUGAGCAGACAUUCCUUUUUAUACGAGAAAAUAUAAAAAUAUUUAAGAAGCAAAUUGUGAAAGUCAAGCCUAAAAAGCAGAGAGCAGCAGAGCAAGAGGACACCGGCUGAGUGCAUUAUUUCCUCGUGUGCUGCGUGCGUCACUUAACAUAGCAACAGCCCAGAUGACAAGUCAGGACUUGUCUGUGUUUGAGGAAAGCUCAGCGGGCCACUGGGGCAGAUCUGUGUCCCUCUAUAUCCCAUCCUGGAGGAAAAUCCCUCAUUCUGCAGAACUCAAUGCAGGGAAAAGAGCCUGCCGCUGUUUAAAGAUCAAAAGUCAUGUUAUUUGAGGAAUGAAGUGAGAAACUGCAUGAAACUUUCCAAUGAUCAGUGAUGAUCUGGUGAACUCGUAUCAUCUGCUCCUAUGUGCUCUGGAUCUGGUUUACUGCAACGCUCUCCUUUGCUCUAGUCGUAAAGAUCUGCUCAACCCAUCUUUUAAAGGGCUGCCUGAGGACUUCAACAGUAAAGAUUAUAAGCCCGGCCCGGGUUCAUUAUGUUUCAUAGAGAAGCUGUGUGAGCUUCAUGAUGGGCUGGUGCUGGAGGCCAAAGGAGCAAAGGAGCAUUUCUGGAAACCCUUCAUCAAGAAACUCUUUGAGCGCAAGGUUUUGAAAGGGAAAGAGGACACGCUGACAGGGUUUUUAGAGCCGGUGAAUUUUGGUGACAGUCUUGCUUCGCUGAACCGUGUGUAUGAGGAACACGUGUUAUCAUCUGGUUCUCUGGAUGAGAGGAUAUUUCUGGGAGAAGCGGCCAGAGAAGACAUUGGCACCCCAGGACCUUGUUUGUGUGAAGGGACAGAGAACCAGGAACGACUGACCAACCUCCUCCAGAACUCAAUGACGGCAUCUGCUCUGAAAGUGUCCACUCCUUUGACUGGAAGGAGGUACGUGCCAGAGAGCAGCGUGGGUACUCCCGUUUCCACAGCGAUCCAGAGCGUGGGCCGUCUGCACACUCUGCUGACAGGAUUCAAAUACAGACCCAGCAUGAGACUCAGAGACAUAUUCAGAUCAUGUGUAAGAGACCCCAGCGAGUCCAUAGCAGCCAGACUGAAGGAGAUGUCAGAGAUUUUUCUUAAGAAUUACGAGGGAACAGGAGAGGAAAACAAGAGUCUGGCAAGAGAUGUUGCAGUGAAGUAUUUUUGCUUGGCUGAAGCACUUUAUUACAAAUCACUGGAAGUGAUCAUCAACCAGGAGAAGAAACGGCUUGGAGACAUGGACCUGUCUGGCAUUCUAGAGCAGGAUUUACUUCACCGAUCACUGAUCGUCUGCUGCCUGGAGAUCAUCAUCUUCUCAUAUCGACCCCCGGGAGAGUUUCCCAGAGUCCUGCAAAUCUUUGACCUUCCUGCUUAUCAUUUUUAUAAGGUGAUUGAGUUGUUGGUACGGGCGGAGGAGGGUCUUUUCCGGGAGGUAGUCAAACAUCUGAACCAUGUUGAGGAGCAGGUAUUAGAAUCUUUGGCGUGGAAAGGAAAUUCCCCACUUUGGGAGAGCAUCCGAGAGGCCAAGAACUGCGUCCCUGCCUGCCAGGAGGUAAUGCCUCCUCAACACCUGGAAGACAGUUCAGGAAACAACACACACACUCCCAGCAAGAGUGGGUUCAGCAGUAAUAUCUCAGUAAAAGGAGUUUCUCCAUCCCCUACAUCUCUCCAUGACCGUUACAACUCGCCUCCUACUGGUACGGCCUGUCGCCGCCUCUUCGUUGACGGAGAUUCAACCUCUGAGCCUGCUCAACCUGUUAAAGUGGCACAGCCAUCUCUGGUCAGCCCCAUCCCAGCCGGACAGACUGUGGUCACCAUGGCAACAGCAACAGUCACAGCAAACAAUGGCCAGACGGUCACCAUACCGGUCCAAGGGAUAGCAAAUGAAAGCGGUGGGAUCACAUUUAUCCCGGUGCAAGUGAGCGUGACAGGUCAGAGUGGGGGGGCUCUGCCAACCCUCAGUGCCCAGGCUCUGACAGGUACCCUGACUGCCCAGCAGCUGACGGCAACACCCACAGGCACAGUCCAGAACAACCCCAGCCCUGCCAAACCAGACAGGAAGAGUCCUCAGCAGGGAACACCCACCAAACGAGCACAAAAGACUGGCUCCCUCUGCCUUUUCUUCCGCAAGGUGUAUCACCUUGCUAGUGUGCGUCUCAGAGACUUGUGUGCUAAAUUGGACAUUAGCACAGAUUUGCGCAGGAAAAUCUGGACAUGUUUUGAGUAUUCACUAGUGCACUGCACUGACCUCAUGAUGGACCGACAUCUGGACCAGCUCCUCAUGUGUGCCAUCUAUGUCAUGACUAAGGUGACGAAAGAGGACAAGUCCUUUCAGAACAUCAUGAAGUGCUACAGAUCUCAACCUCAGGCCAGCAGCAGUGUAUACAGGAGCGUGCUGAUCUCUGGAAGAAAGAGAUGCCACUCAGGAAACAGUGAAAACACCCACAGACAGUGCUCACCCACAGAGGGAGGACAAGAACAAGGCAGCGGUGAGAGCAGUCCCGUGUCCAUGCGCUCCAGCAGCACUCUGCCCAUUCCCCAGCCCAGCAGCACCCCAUCCACCCCGACCCGGGCCCCUGGGGUCCCCCAAGAGCAGGAGGAGGAGAGGGGAGACCUCAUCUGUUUCUACAACAACGUCUAUAUCAAACAGAUCAAACCGUUCGCUCUGCGUUACUCCAGCAACUCGCCGAAAAACGGGAUGUAUGUGGGUUUGCAGGCUGAAGCUCCGCCCCUCUGUCCGUAUCCCUCUGUCCGCAUUGGCUCUCCACGCCGGGUGCUCCUGUCCCACAAUCACUCCAUCUACAUCUCUCCACACAAGACCGGCAGCCCAAUUACUCCUCGAGACAAGAUCUUCUACUACGUCAGCUCAAGCCCAUCCAAUCGGCUGCGAGAGAUUAACAGCAUGAUCCGAACGGGCGAGACGCCCACCAAGAAGCGAAGUAUCGCCCUGGAGGAAGAGCAGCAGUCUCCCGCCAAAAGGCUCUGCCAGGAGAAUCAGACGGCUCUGCUCAGACGCCUGCAGGAUGUGGCCAACGACCGAAGCUCCUCCCACUGAUGUGGCCACAGCAUCAACACCCGUAAAGAUACAAGUCAGCCACAAUACCGACGCUACGUUCCCAGUGUCAGUGUUUUGGACUGACAACUGUAUUUACUCCUGUCCACACAACAGCUUACAAUAGAGGAUUGAAUACUGUCCGUUUGAGUGUGCAACUCAAGUCAAGCCUGUAUUCUAUAGAGCAUUGGUUCUGGAAGUAAAAAAAAUUACACCAAUUAAAGAGUCGCAGUGAAAAAAUUGUCUCAAAGGAGCACUGGGCUCCACCCACUCCCAUGAAGCACUGCAGAUUUGUAAUUGGGACUCUUAAAAAACUUAAAUAUUCCGAUAUAUAUAUAUAUAUAUA